Dimorphilus gyrociliatus is the source of this 727-nucleotide messenger RNA. NCBI's taxonomy places the organism in Eukaryota, Metazoa, Annelida, Polychaeta, Dinophilidae. The record is from the annotation of a GenBank genome assembly.
AAUGAGUCACCACGAAGCUGCUACUGCAUGCGAAGAAGAUGGUGAAUCCCAAAUAGCUUAUAUAAAUACUCUUCAAGAAUCGCAAUAUUUACUGAACAUAAUCAUAUCGGAUAUAAAAGAAAAUUUAAUUUAUUUUAAUAAUGAUUGUAUUAAACUACGACAAACUGAUAAUAAUCAAGUUCAAUACUACUCGCCUGGUAAUGUAAAUCCAGAAUUAACUUCAGUAUGGUCGCCUAAUUUCUUAAAUGAACGUGAUAAAUCCUUUCUAUUAGAUAUAGAUAUUCCAUUUGUAUUAAAAGAAGACGACUGUUAUAAAGAGUUAUUUUCAAAUUAUGUCUGUGAGAAAAAGAUGAAGAAUUCAACAAAUUAUCGACAAAUUGGAAAUUAUUCAUUAAAAUUGCAAUGUAAAGAUGGCGAAAGUAUUUUAUUAGUUCAAUUUUGUGAUGGUAAAAGUGAUUGUCAGGAUAAAAGUGAUGAAGAAGAUUGUUUGAAAAAAUGUAAUUUAACAACUCAAAGACAAUGUUCAAGCGGUGAAUGUAUUGAAUUGGAAAAAUGGUGUGAUGGAAGUCCAAAUUGUUUGGAUAUUAGCGAUGAAAAAUCUUGCUAUAAUAUAUGCGAUGGCGUUGUUCAUUGUCCCAACGAGGAUGAUGAAGAGAAUUGCGAAAUGAUCAACUGCGAAGAAAAAGGUCAAUUCGCAUGUUUAAAAGAACCAAGGUGUAUUAUGUAA